AUGUUGCAGCUUGUGGUUCGUAACCGUUGUAAAACAAACUACAUUGUUAAAGUUAAUGGUUUAUUGAGACCAAGACAUCGCUCUCGAAUUGGAGGCACUCCAUUUAGGUGGUGUGUUGACAUGGUGAAACUGUUGGAUAUCAAUGGAGUGUUGUUAAAACAUACACUGAGUUGGUGGGUCCAUGAACAUGAAAGUAUAUAUAUCAGGCAACAUUUGGUACGGUUGUCUAUUUUAGAUGUUUGUGUUUGUUUGGGUUUGAAUGCUGUUGGGGUUGAUGUAGAAUUCAAUAAUGUUGUGUGCGGGGUGAUCAAGUCAUUAUUUGAACAUGAACCAAUAACAAUACAUGACAUUGUUAAUAGGAUAUACUUUUAUUUACAAAGUGACGAUGAUGAUGACAAUGACAAUGUAGACAAUGUUUGUCGUUUGUACUUGUUGCUAUGUUUUGCUCUUUUGUAUUUCCCUAGGACUUUUCGGACUGUCACAAACAUGCCAUUUAGAUUGUUGGAUAACCUUGACAACUUGAAUCAAUACAACUGGUCAAGGUCUAUCUAUAGUUUUUUGGUUGAAGGUUUCAAUCAUGCUUACCACACUUUAAGGCAAGAUCAAAACAUGUCUGCCAUAACUGUAGCUGGGUCAGUGGCUAUUUUGCAGCUUUUGGUUGUUCUUCAUUGGGAAUUAACUGAAGAGGAAAAAAACAUUGAUGUUGUUCGUGAUGCCUUAAAUAUUGGUGAACAUGGCAUCCCAAAAAAAGGAAUAGAUGACAUGUCCUUUACUCAAUUUAAGCAAUGGUGCAAAAGGAAGUUGAAAAGAAAUUAUAGGGUCGUUCGACAAUUAAAAGAGCAGCUGAGCAGUAUGGAAGAAGAGUAUGCUCGUGGAGGUGAGGAACCUGACCCACCUUCCUUUCAUCAACCUGAAACCUCUUCCUUUGAUAAAGGUGAUGCCUUUGAUGUUGAGGAGCCACAAUCACGUCAUUUUGAGCAACAUGAGCAAGGUACUCCUGAAUACAAUCAUCAUGGAAUGGAAAUUAUUCCCUUUAUCGAAGCAGAAAAAUGUUCUUUUGAUGUUGACAUAACUCAAUUGAAAGUGGUGGUUGACAUAAAUCACCAGAUAUUAACCAUAGUUGAGUGUUGGGGAUUUCGUCCUCGUGGAAAAAUUUGCAACAUGGCCAUUUUGUUUGCUUGCAACAACUUCAUGUAUAGACAAAGAAAAUUGAAUGGGUCGAUCAAGAGAGUUGUGUUUAGUCCUCUGUAUACGAGCGUAGUUGUUGAAGAUAGUAGAAAGGCCCGUAACAUGGAGAUUUUAUUUGGUUUCCUUUUAAAUCAUUCUAAUGCUGAUAAACCUAAAUUUGAAGUCCUUACCCAAGGCCUUCCCCUACAACCAAAUUUGUAA
Vigna unguiculata (cowpea) is the source of this 1389-nucleotide messenger RNA. Lineage: Eukaryota; Viridiplantae; Streptophyta; Magnoliopsida; Fabales; Fabaceae. The record is from RefSeq and is a predicted model, not a curated record.